AUGCACUACCUUGUGGUCCUAACCGUGGUAUGGACGCUGGUCGUUCAUACCAUUGCCAAAAGCGUGGAUCAGAGUAAACUCUUGUCAUUUUCCGAAAAGCCACGCGUGUUUAUUUUGUCGGAUAUCUCAAAUGAGCCAGACGACCAGGAGUCGUUGACACGAUAUCUACUUUACUCAAACCAAUUCCAGACCGAGGGAAUUGUCGCAGUAACAUCGACUUGGUUACAAGAUGAAACCCACCCAGAAGAUAUGCUAUCUGUCAUCAAUGCAUAUGGAAAUGUUACAGAAAAUCUAAACCGACACGCCCCUCUAGACGCUCCGUAUCCGUCUGGCGAUCAUAUUCGCGGUCUUUUACGCACUGGACCUGCAACGUAUGGUAUGAAAGCCGUCGGCAAAAACAUGACCUUGAGCUCGGGUAGCAAGCUAUUACUCGAGCGGCUCCGAAGCCAAUCCGACCAGCCAUUGUGGGUUCUCGCUUGGGGAGGAACCAAUGUUCUUGCACAGGUGCUUUAUAAAAUGGAUCAAGUAUACUCGCCAACCGAGACUGCAGCUCUUCGAUCCAAGCUUCGCGUCUACGCUAUUUCCGAUCAAGAUGAUACCGGUGCCUGGAUUCGCCAGCAAUAUCCUGAUGUUUUCUACAUUGCUUCCACCCAUGGCUGGAAUCAGUAUGGUCUUGCUGCCUGGGUUGGCAUUUCUGGAGAAAAGUACUAUGGUGUGGAUGAGGGCGGUCCCGAUUUCUCGAAGGUCACACAUCAAUGGUUGCGCAAAAACAUUCAGAUCGGAGCCUAUGGCGAAACCGCCUAUCCGAAUUAUAAGUAUAUUAUGGAAGGCGACACUCCGACAUUUUUGUAUCUCAUUCAAAAUGGCCUUGGUAACGCUGAGAAUCCAGAUUAUGGCUCGUGGGGUGGCCGAUAUAUGAAGGUCAAUCCGUCAACGGUUCUCAAUUUCAAUCACUAUGCAGAUGCCGCGGACCGUGUGAUUGGCAUGAAUAAUGAGACUUACAUCUCAAGUCAUGCGACGAUCUGGAGGUGGAGAGAUGCUUUCCAAAAUGACUUCGCGGCACGUAUUCAGUGGUCCCUCCCUGAAAACGACAGCAAGGCGAACCAUCAUCCAGUUAUUACAAUCAAUGGGAGCAGUGGAUUGGUCCCGGUGAACCUGACUGUUGCUGCUGGAUCUACUGUGAUAUUCAACGCUACUGAAACUCAAGAUCCCGACGGAGAUGAUCUCUCCUUCCGCUGGUUUCAGUAUAAGGAGCCCGGUACUAAUGAUUGGAAUGUUGCUGACAAGGUUCCUCAAUUGAAUGUGACUACUUCGAAGAGUGGGAAACUUGCACAUGUGCACAUCCCGGCCGUGCAGGAAAGCUGCAAUGGAGAGGGAUUUAAUCCUUCAGGAUGCUGGCUACUUCAUCUGAUUCUAGAAGUGAAAGAUAAUGGGGUGCAUCCAUUGACAAGUUAUCGAAGGGUGCUCUUGCAGACAACGAAUGCUACGCAGACAUCGAUUUAA
Penicillium macrosclerotiorum is the source of this 1503-nucleotide messenger RNA. RefSeq names its product DUF1593 domain-containing protein. Bases 1 to 1503 code for a protein of 500 amino acids. Lineage: Eukaryota; Fungi; Ascomycota; Eurotiomycetes; Eurotiales; Aspergillaceae. The transcript is spliced from 2 exons. Gene Ontology annotation, molecular function: hydrolase activity, hydrolyzing N-glycosyl compounds. The record is from RefSeq and is a predicted model, not a curated record.